UGUGAAGUCACCCUUUGCAUGAUAGCCCUAACACCAGUUCAGUGCAGGAAUAAAAAACAAACUUCAUGUGAGAAAUAAUUUGAUACCGUGUAUUGAAUUUUUAAGCCGACAACUAUUAAAUAUAUUGUACUUGACUAUUAAUAUACCACAAAGAUGUGAAACGCUAAAUAAUAUUUUUGAUACGACAUCGCGGUUUAUUCUGUUUGAUUAUGUAAUGCCCUUGAGCAACAAUACUUCCACGCGGAUAAAAAAAGUAUUAUUUGGUACGAAAAAUCAAACAAUUGUUGAAGAUAGUAUUCCAAAAAAGAAUCAAUUUUUAACGAUUGCGGCUGCUUUACCAAUUUUACCAGGUGCGCCGAUACCUCCAAAGCUGUCAAAGCGUUACAAUUCAUUUAGUUGUACUGGAACCCAGUUUGAAAUUGAAAAUGCAGAAGCUGAAGGAUGUGAAGUGGUUACAUUACAAUGGAAAGGAGAAACGAAAACGAUUGUGGCAUCGAGAACUUCUGCCGAACGAGAAAAGAACCCUGAUAGAAUAUGUCUCGAUAGGCGAGGUCUGACAACGUUUCCUAAUGUCAUUGGAGAACCCAAAUUGCGAUUAAUGUCUCUUCAGCAUAAUCUAUUAACCAAGAUUGAGAACUCUAACUUCUCUCAAUUGACAAAGCUUGUAUUUCUUGAUUUAUAUGAUAAUCAAAUAGAGAAAGUAUGCGAUUUUCAUCUUUUAGAAAAUUUAAGGGUUCUUUUACUAGGAAAAAAUAGAAUAAGAAAAAUUGAAGGUUUAAAACAACUUUUGAGAUUGGAAGUUUUAGAUUUCCAUGGUAAUCAAAUUCAGCAAAUUAUGGGUUUGGAGAAUUUAUCAUCGUUAAAGAUAUUAAAUUUAGCGGGAAAUAACAUUAAAACUAUAGGGUGCAAUGAUUUUCAAGGUUUAAUUUCGUUAAAAGAACUGAAUUUGCGUCGGAAUAAAUUAAAGAAAUUGCUGGGAUUUGAUGAGACAUCUCAAUUACAGAAAUUAUAUUUAAGUAACAAUGAUAUUCAUAAGUAAGUAUUUUGACAAGUUUAAUUUAAUUUGUAGCUAAAUGUUUAUUCAAUUACACGUGCUUACAAGUGUAUGUAUUUAUACUUAAGAAAAAAAUGUUUUGGUCUUUGUAUUUGUAUAUGGACUUGCUUCAUAUUGUAAAUUGUGAUUAAAGCCGGGUUGGAAAAUAA
This is a messenger RNA of Monomorium pharaonis (pharaoh ant), 1203 nucleotides long. RefSeq names its product leucine-rich repeat-containing protein 49-like. Gene Ontology annotation, molecular function: protein binding. The coding region runs from base 215 to 1039 and encodes 274 amino acids. Lineage: Eukaryota; Metazoa; Arthropoda; Insecta; Hymenoptera; Formicidae. The record is from RefSeq and is a predicted model, not a curated record. The transcript is spliced from 3 exons.